AGAAUACCUUGUUUGGUGAUAAUAUUUUUUCUUUAAAUCCUAGUGAGAGUACACAUCCUAUUACCUUAAAGAAGGGCUCAAGUCACCCAUGUAAACCUGUUAAUAUAACAACUCAAUCAGAGUCUAAGGUUUCUAGAAUGACUCAGACCAGUUUAGCUGGCGAGAAGGUAGCUGGCAAGCAGGAAGACAAUGGCCAAGCCACCUCACCCAUUUUUAUCACAGUGGAAAGAAGAGCCAAACCAAACCCUGAAAGCACUGAAGCUGAACUUGCAGCCCAACUUAUCACUCAGUUCAAAAAUAAUACGGGAAACGAUGCUCUUGUAAAUAAUGGAAACAGUUCAAA
Messenger RNA from Lymnaea stagnalis (great pond snail), 343 nucleotides. NCBI's taxonomy places the organism in Eukaryota, Metazoa, Mollusca, Gastropoda, Lymnaeidae. The record is from the annotation of a GenBank genome assembly.